UGACCUUGGUGUAUAAACAAUUUGUGUCUGUUGAAGCCGGGCUUCAUUUAUUUCUAAAUAAUCCUGUGUAAGUGCUAACCUUAUGUUUCUUUGUACAGUUGGCUUUCAAAGUAGUCAGUUCUUUAGAGACUUGUUCUUAAUCGAGUUCAUUCAUAUUCAACGCCUUUCUUACGAACUUAUAUUCACUGUUUGUUUGCUUUGUCCCCGCAUGUUGUUUUAUGCGGUCCUACGUCUCUUAUAAUAUCAGUAGGGGUAGUAUAUCCAUUUGACUGCUCUUAUUCUAGUUAGUUUGGUAGUUAUUUGUGGAUUAGUUUGUCUUGUGGGAGGAUGAGUCCAUAUCCCAAUCUUAUUUUGGGAAAAAUUUUUUUAUCCGUUUUGGGUAAACCGUUAUAAAAAAUUCCGGGAAAAUAUUGGGGAUUUCCCCAAAAUUUGGGGAAAACCCGGAAAUCGAGAGAUUGGGUGUCUCAAUGCAGUAGGACUUCUGGAUAUCAACACCUAUUACAUUGCCAGGAGUAAGUUUGGUUGGUUGCAAUGUGGGAAAUAAUAUGGAAAAAAUUCUAUCGCUAAUAGAAAACGACUGUUUCAUGAAAUAAUAAACAAAUAUGUUAGUUGGUGAUGCCGACAGCGUCAGUAGACCGAAUUGUAUGAAUAAGGGGGAAACGGAGAUAACAAUAAAAGAGAUAGGAAGUAUUAACUGUUAUGUGACAAUGAUAACAGUAGGUAAAUUAUGGAACAUGCAUCGGACAGCUGGUUCAUCAGGUAAAUGGUAAUCCAUGGGUGAGUAUGUGUUUGUCAUGUUUCUUUUUGAAGCUAUCCACCGAGAGGGUUGUGGUCACUUCGGCCGGGAGAGCAUUUCAAAUGGGGGCAACUCUUAGUAAGUAAAAAUUAUAUGCAGUCAAAUCAACGGUCAACGUCAAGUAAUCAACCUAAUUUUCCACGCAAAAGAAACACACAUGUUCAAGGGUUGAAAUCCAGACUUCGAUCAAAUAUUAAUUCAAUUUUGUCUAAUUAUGAAAUGAUAUUAUCACGAUCCAAGAUUGACCCAAAUGAGGUUACUAAAGGUCUUGGUCCAUAUGCUCAAUGUGCUCAAGAUACAUUUGAAUUUAGCGUAAGAGCAGCAAAUAUAGUACAUGCUUGUGAAAAUAUCACUCGUCUAGUAUCAGAAAUUAAACAAUUUCUAAUAUUAGGCGAUUUUCGUUGGUUGGCACGAGUUACUUCAUUAAAUCAAGAAAAAUUGUUUCUUCGAAAAUUAGAUUUAGAUCGUGUUAAUAAUCGAUUACGUGAUAAACUUGUAGCUGAAUUACAUAAUUUAGAACAAGAAACAAGUCCAGAUUAUCCUAUUAAUACUUUUCAAAAAAUUAUUUAACAAUAAAAAAAAAACAAACAAAGAAUACAAGUUAACUUUUAUAUUUUCACGUACAUAUCUAUGUGAAUUUUAUUAAUUAUAAAUAUCCAUUGAGUUA
This is a messenger RNA of Schistosoma spindalis, 1463 nucleotides long. Lineage: Eukaryota; Metazoa; Platyhelminthes; Trematoda; Strigeidida; Schistosomatidae. The record is from the annotation of a GenBank genome assembly.